Molecule: messenger RNA, 1929 nt
Organism: Miscanthus lutarioriparius
Lineage: Eukaryota; Viridiplantae; Streptophyta; Magnoliopsida; Poales; Poaceae
Source: the annotation of a GenBank genome assembly
AUGGAAGCCUCGCCGUUGCCGAUGCUCGUCGCCCCCCGCUUCCUGUCUCUACCGCCGCUGCUGGCGCCGACAUGCCCCCGGCGGACCGCUCCCUUCGUCCGCGCGGCCACGCAGACGCUGGAAGCUCUGGAGGCGCCCAAACCGCCGCGGCCGUCCCCCAGGCGCAGCGCCGUCGCUGAGGUGAAGGGGGCCCCGGACCCCAUCGCCGCCCUCAACAGGUUUGAGGAGGUACUGCAGACACAAGACUGCAACAUAAUUCUGCGCCACUGCGGGGACACUAGGCGUUGGGAUGACCUCUCUAAGGUCUUCGAGUGGAUGCAGGAGCGCGAGAUGACCAACGCUGCAUCUUAUAGCAGCUACUUCAAGUACCUUGGACUGAGCCGUGACCCUGCGAGGGCGCUUCAAGUGUACGGUGCCAUCAAAGACCGAACGAUGAGGGUCCAUGUCUCCGUCUGUAAUUCGGUUCUCGGGUGCUUGGUGAAGAAUGGGAGGUUGGACAGCAGCUUCAAGCUCUAUGAUGAGAUGAUACGAGAAGGCCUAUCUCCUGAUCCAUUCACCUACAGCACCCUGCUGUCAGGGUGUAUGAAGUUGAAGCAGGGCUACACCAAGGCAAUGGGAUUGAUCAAUGAUAUGAAAUCCCGUGGUCUUCAGAUGGAUAUUGUGAUAUAUGGCACUGUUAUGGCAAUAUGUGCAUCUCAUAACUACUGUGAGGAGGCUGAAGUAUACUUUCAGAAAAUGAAAGAUGAAGGCCAUAGUCCUAAUCUGUUCCAUUACAGCUCCCUGUUGAAUGCAUAUUCAGAAAAUUCUGAUUAUGGAAAAGCUGAGUUGUUGAUGAAAGAUCUGAGGUCCUCUGGAUUAACACCAAAUAAGGUUAUAUUGACCACUUUGUUAAAGGUGUAUUCUAAAGGCGGUCUCUUUGAGAAGGCUAAGGAACUGCUAACUGAACUGGAAGCCUCAGGCUUUGCACAUGAUGAGAUGCCAUACUGCAUAUUGAUUGAUGGCCUUGUCAAAGGUGGGAAGAUACAGGAAGCAAAGAUUCUAUUUAAUGAAAUGAAAGAAAAAGGCAUCAAAUCUGAUGGUUAUGCAUUUAGUAUCAUGAUUUCAGCAUUACACAGAGGUGGUCAUCACGAAGAAUCAAAACAGCUUGCAAAAGAGUUUGAGUCUGAGAAUGCAUCAUAUGAUCUGGUUAUGCUUAAUACAUCACUGCGGACUUACUGCAGCACAAAUGAUAUGGAGAGUGUAAUGAGGAUGCUAAAGAAAAUGGAUGAAUUGAACAUAUCACCUGAUAAUAUUACAUUUAAUACCUUGAUAAGGUACUUCUGCAAUUCGAAGGUUUAUCACCUAGCAUACAAAACGGUUGAAGAUAUGCAUACAAAGGGUCAUCAAUUAAAUGAGGAGCUUUGUUCUCAUGUAAUGGUACAGCUAGGAAAGGCAGGUUUUCCUUCUGAAGCAUUUUCUGUGUAUAAUAUGUUGAGAUACAGUAAAAGAACAGUACACAAAUCUCUGCAUGAGAAGGCCUUAGGCAUCUUAGUUGCAGCAGAACUUCUCAAGGAAGCUUAUAUAGUUGUUAAGGACAAUGCUGAUCUGAUAUCUCCUGCUUCUUUGGAGAAGUUUGCUAAAUCUUUCAUGGUAUCAGGCAAUAUAAAUCUAAUUAAUGAUGUCAUGAAAGCCCUAAACCGCUCCGGGUGGCGUAUCAGCCAGGACAUCUUUGGGAGAGCAAUCAAGAGAUACAUCCGGAAGCCUGAUAAGAAGCAGCUGCUGCUGUGCCUCUUAGACUGGAUGAUUGGACAAGGCUAUUCUGUAGACUCGUCAUCAAGGAACUUGCUUUUGAAGAAUGCUCAGCUUUUUGGCCAAAACCAAAUUAUAGCAGAAAUCCUUUCUAAGCAGCAGACAGCAUCAAGGACUAUUGGCCAAAGACACAAAAAUUGA